This is a messenger RNA of Columba livia (rock pigeon), 936 nucleotides long. It is a transcript of the gene SAMD15, whose product is annotated as sterile alpha motif domain containing 15. Lineage: Eukaryota; Metazoa; Chordata; Aves; Columbiformes; Columbidae. The record is from RefSeq and is a predicted model, not a curated record. The coding region runs from base 62 to 700 and encodes 212 amino acids. Gene Ontology annotation, molecular function: protein binding. The transcript has 3 exons.
ACAGCAUCGAAGGGGUGGCGGAAAGGAAAACGGGGUACACCUCCCGGAAGUGGAGGUUGCCAUGAGAACGGGGCCCCGCAAGGACGCGUUACCGUGGCCGCCCGGGGACGGCUCCGAUGGAGCCGGACCCGGAGCCCGCGGGGCCGGGAGCGACCGAGGCGCCGGAGGUCGAGCACGAGGGCGCGGGGGAUCCGCGGUCCGCCCGGCCCUUCCUGGCCUGGAGCGCCGAGGAGGUGGCCGAGUGGGUGGUGCAGCUCGGCUUCCCGCAGUACGAGGUGCGGGACUGCCCGCCCCCGCCCUCAGCACCGCCCGAACCGGUGGCCGUGAACUCCGUGAAUGCUUCAGGGCCAACGGCAUCACCGGCCGCCGCCUCAUCCACGCCAACUGCUCCAACCUGCCCGCCAUGGGCGUCACAGAUUUCGGCCACAUGCAGGAGAUUUCACGACACAUACGAGAGUUGCUGGGAAUUGAGGAGCCUCUCUUCAACAGAUCCAUUGCCCUCCCAUACAGAGACAACAUGGGUCUCUUCCUGGAGCGAAAGUCCCCAUCAGGAAAGCAAGCAGAUGCUCUCACAUUCUCAGAGUUUGUCCAAGAAGCAGGACUCCAGCCCUAUAGUACAGUUCCUCCUUUGCAACCAGCCCAGACUGAGGUAGAAGCAGACACUCUCCCUAUAUCACAGGGCACCCAGAGGCAGGAUUAGAGACUCUCAUAGCACUUUCACCUUUGUAAGAAGCCCAGCAGGGACAGCAGAAUAUACCCUUACUUCCUUGAAGUUUGUCCAAGGAGGCACAGUUCCACCUUCUCCUGAUUAGAGAAGAGACCACUGCAGCUUUAGCUAUUUGAUGACAGCAAACACAUCCCCACAUUGUGAACUAAGUGAAGCAGAAACACAUCCCCACAUCCGCAAUGCUUCAUUUGCUUCCAGGAACUAAGUGA